UGUAAGUCGAACGUGUAUAAAAUAGACGAGAAAAGCACAUCAAAAUAUCUUCAUAUUUUCGAGUAUUUUUUGCCGUACAACUGCCACAAUGAGUAUUCCUCCGAAUCGCCACCCGUGUUGUUUGGGGCACAUCAAUUUUUACUGGAACAGAACAGGUGAAAGUAGGGGCCCCCGAUGCCCGAUGUGUCUUUCUCUGCCGUUGCGAGACGCCUGCAUCGCGUCCGAUCGACCCACAAAACUAGCGGGCUUCGUGAAGCUCUUGAGUAGCGUGACGCGGCGUCAGCCCGGCGAGAAACUGGACCCGGAGGCGAUGGCUUUGGCCCUGGGUAGGGACAAGGACUGGAGGGUUAGACAAGUGGAAAUCAUGAGGGCGAUACAGAGGGCACUGACGGUGGCGAAAUUUGACCAGAAGAUUACAUUUUGUCAAAUCAUCAAUCCAAUAGGACCAAUAAGUAUCAACCAUGACAUGGAAUGGCGACAGUUAGCCAACCUUCUUAUGGAUGCAGGAAUCUUAGAGGUAUCAACUCUACUCCUCAAGAUCCGCAUACCAAACCUAACAGAUGAGACUGAUGUCUACGGCGACCCAUGGGAGUCUAUCUAUUUUUAUACGCUUGAGACCAUGUCUAACAUCUUGUUGACCAGUCACUGGGAGAACCCCAGAGCCAGGGCGUUCACCAUCAAGGCAAUAGGAACUGACUACAUCCAUGCUGUCAUGGCCUUCGUCAAGGAGACCAAAUACUUCAUGGUGACCAUCAUGGCCAUCUACAACUUCUGCCACAUCUUCACGGACUUCCCCGCCGUGGGCAUCAAGCUGGACAGUUCGGGCAUCAUGACUAAACUCGGCUACUUCCUCCACAAGGACAACUCCAUCCGCAUCAUGAACAAGUGGAUGCAGCAGGGACUCUUUGCCUACGAGCUGGACCAGCUGAUGGAGAACCCCGCCGGAUUGCUCCCGCUGACCACGGUCGCCAACCCGGACGUCAAGAAUCUACCAGACUGCAACGACCAGGAACUUCGAGAGAUCGGGAUCCAGUUUGCGAGCACCUUGCAACAGACGAGUCUGCAGUGUUUAGGGUUUUUGUCAAAAGAUAAAGCUGUGCGAUCGUAUGUUACAAAAGAUCAACUUGCAGGAAGGGCUGUCAGUCGAUGGCUGCGCAUGCCCAUCCUGUCUACAGAAAAUUGUUACAUGCUACAAGCGUGUCUGAAAGUUUUAUCGGAGAUGGUCCACGUCAACGGCUUUGCCUGGAAACUUCUCGAUGACUAUGGCUUUAUGGGUCAUCUGGAAAAAGGAGCAUUCUACCCAAGUAAAGACGUCAUAUGGCAUUACUUAGAAGUAGCUACGAGAAUAGGAAUGCACCGUGGUCUAUUGCUAAAGAGAAUUGUAGAAAAUCCUUUAGUCAUGCGGUCAGCCGGGAUCCACAUGUACAGCCUUGAGCCCAAUUGUCAUGUCUAUUCCAUAGCUCUACUAACACUGGCCGUUGAUAACCCUGGGGUGGAGUACGUUAUCAAAUACUUCGGCCCCAGACAUUUCUACUACUACUCUGAUUAUUUUUUCAACAAGACACCAAUUAUAGGAAUCAAAGUGUCUGAACUACAAAAUGGCUGCCGACGCUUAGGCAAGAAAAUGUACGAUAGAGCAGAAAAAGAAUUCAGUAAAACCCGUCAUCUCAUUCUGGAUGCCGGUAAAGCCAGCGAGCUCAAGGAGAAGGGAAAUAAAUGCUACAAGAGCGGAAAGUGUCAAGAAGCUAUAACGCUUUACACCCAGGCCCUCAAUGUCUGUCCCCCAACGAAACCAGACAAGAAAGGUCAAAAGAGGGAACAGAGUAGUCCACCAUUAUGGUCUCCCCUGCCAGCGACGUUGCUUAGUAACCGCGCACAAUGUUAUAUCAAUCUUGGCGAUUACGAGAAAGCUGUUGAAGAUUGCGACGAGGCGAUUGCAAGAUGCUUAGGAGCCACAGACGAAGACGACCCAACCUAUCCGGACACGGUGAGAUACAAAGCCAUCUUCCGCCGCUCCAAAGGUCUGUUUGAGCUGGGGCAGUACUUCCGCUCCAUGCAGGAUAUUGCAGAGUGUCAACUCAAUCAGCCAUGUGAGAUGUUUAAGGCCCAUCUGGAUAAGGUGAUGAUCCGUUUCAGGGUUAUGAUGGGACCGGACCCGAUGCCGCGAUGCGACGAGUGCGUGCAUUACAACGGAGCCAGGGUCAAACGCUGCACUCACUGUAUGGCCACGUACUGCUCAAAGAAAUGCCAAGAAACCGCUUGGGUUAAACGCCACAAGAUUAACUGCCAGGAGUAUCAAGCUGAGAUGGCGGCCAAGAAAGAAGGGACUAGACCCAAGCCUCAAGAUCUAGACUAAGGAGCUCUACAUGGUACCCUCACUCCUGGGUCUUCUAAGGACUUCUCCAUGGUACCCUCACUCCUGGGUCUUAUAAGGACUUCUUCAUGGUACCCUCAUCCCUGGGUCUUCUAUGGACUUCUACAUGGUACCCUCAUCCCUGGGUCUCCUAAGGACUUCUUCAUGGUACCCUCACUCCUGGGUCUCCUAAGGACUUCUUCAUUGUACCCUCAUCCCUGGGUCUCCUAAGGACUUCUACAUGGUACUCUCAUCCCUGGGUCUCCUAAGGACUUCUACAUGGUACUCUCAUCCCUGGGUCUCCUAAGGACUUCUACAUGGUACCCUCAUCCCUGGGUCUCCUAAGGACUUCUACAUGGUACCCUCACUCCUGGGUCUCCUUAGAACUUCUUCAUGUGACCCUCAUCCCCGGGUCUCCUAAGGACUUCUAUAUGGUACUCUCAUCCCUGGGUCUCCUAAGGACUUCUACAUGGUACCCUCAUCCCUGGGUCUCCUAAGGACUUCUACAUGGUACUCUCAUCCCUGGGUCUCCUAAGGACUUCUACAUGGUACUCUCAUCCCUGGGUCUCCUAAGGACUUCUACAUGGUACUCUCAUCCCUGGGUCUCCUAAGGACUUCUACAUGGUACCCUCAUCCCUGGGUCUCCUAAGGACUUCUACAUGGUACCCUCACUCCUGGGUCUCCUUAGAACUUCUUCAUGUGACCCUCAUCCCCGGGUCUCCUAAGGACUUCUAUAUGGUACUCUCAUCCCUGGGUCUCCUAAGGACUUCUACAUGGUACCCUCAUCCCUGGGUCUCCUAAGGACUUCUACAUGGUACUCUCAUCCCUGGGUCUCCUAAGGACUUCUACAUGGUAUCCUCAUCCCUGGGUCUCCUAAGGACUUCUACAUGGUACCCUCAUCCCUGGGUCUCCUAAGGACUUCUACAUGGUACCCUCACCCCUGGGUCUCCUAAGGACUUCUACAUGGUACCCUCACUCCUGGGUCUCCUAAGCUUUGUACAGCAAAAAUUGCUUAGUACACAAGGCUAUAUAUAGCCAUGUACACUUUUCAAGCAAAAAUUGCCUUGUGAAC
This is a messenger RNA of Asterias rubens (European starfish), 3425 nucleotides long. RefSeq lists its product as uncharacterized. The transcript has 15 exons. Bases 89 to 2356 code for a protein of 755 amino acids. NCBI's taxonomy places the organism in Eukaryota, Metazoa, Echinodermata, Asteroidea, Forcipulatida, Asteriidae. Gene Ontology annotation, molecular function: protein binding. The record is from RefSeq and is a predicted model, not a curated record.